ACCUGAUUUCAAUUCUGUGGGUUUCCUUUUGGAACCAAACGACGUCAUCGCAGUCCCGGGAAGUCCUGUAACACUGAACUGCACCGUACUAUCAUCAGAUACAGCACCAGUCAUCAGAUGGACACAGGGUACUAGUCCAGUACAGGAUAAUCAGGACAGGACUAUUAUGCCUAAUGGGGCUUUGAGAAUAGCGUCAGUCUCUGUGUUGGAUGAGGGUUCUUACAGGUGUAGUGCCGAUGAUGAUUAUUUUAGCAAAGUGGGAACUCUUAGUAUAGCUAGAUUAGAGCUUCUAGAAGGACCAGAGAACAUCUUUGCUUAUAACGGAGAUACCAUCUUUUUUACAUGUGACUUUGAUUCCGUACCUCCACCACAAAUAAGUUGGUUGAAGAACGGGCUGGUGUUGGAAUUGACUGAGGAGAGAGUUUCAGCUCGCUAUACUCUCUUCCCUAGUGGGGGUCUUGAGAUACGAGAGGUUCGUUCAUCGGAUGCUGGGACUUAUCGUUGUCAAGGAACCAAUCGUCUCUUCUCAACACGAAUAUCUAGCAACAAUGCUCUCCUUACAAUCAAUCCAGGUGCAAAUCCUGAUUUUCAGUUUAUAAAGAUUCCUAAUCAGGAGAUACAAGCGCCAGUUGGGGAGACCAUCGUUAUUGAAGUAGCGACUGAUUCACCGGCAACAUUCACUUGGUUCAAAGAUGAUGAAGAAAUAUUCAUCGUUGGAACUGAUGAGCAUUACUCCUUAGUUGGUCAGGGUAGUCUUAGAAUUAAGCAAGUUGGUGAGAUUGAUACGGGAUUGUACCGUGUGAUUGCAACAUCACAAAGUGAUGGUGAUGCCGAGAUAACCCACAUUGUUAAAGUGACCGCAUUGGUUCCAUUGAAAUUCAACAUCCGGCCCAGGAACACCUACGUCAACAUUGGCAAUGAUGUCACCCUAGAAUGUAAUGUGUAUGGUAUCCCGGGUCCGACUAUUGAAUGGUAUCACGAUGGUGAGGCAAUAGAACCUGGUGAUAUCUUUGAGGUGUCACCAACAGGAAGCCUGACUAUUAAGCAGGCUAUAACUGAAGAUUCUGGUAUCUACCAGUGUGUGGCUGACAAUACAGUAGAGAACCUACAAGCGUUGGCACAACUCAUUGUGGUGGCAGAAGGCAUUGUAAUUCCUACACGUCUACCUGUGACGUCAGCAGUGAUUACAGCUGCCCCUCUACCUCAAAUAACCACUACCUCUCCCCCUGCUCGACCAGACUUAGGACCCGUUCCAAGUGAACCUAGGUUCCUGACAGCAUCUGAUGUACAGGCAAGAUCUUUCUCACUAUCAUGGCUGGAGCCAUUGCAGAUGAAUGGAAACUUAAACAACUACAGGAUUUAUCUCAAAUGGGAUGGAAACUUGAAAAUUGAGUCUGCUUAUGACCUGAGAGCAUUCUUGAGUGACUUGGCACCAGAGACGAGAUACGAAGUCACUGUCUUCGCUGUCAAUGAAAAUGGAGAUGGAGUGGAAUCAGAAACUCUGAUUGUGGAAACGCUGCCUCCAGGUGACUAUCUCGGUCCACCAGUCAACAUUCAGGCCAGAGCAGGACAGGGUAGUUGUACAUCUCUACUCAUAUCAUGGGAACCCCCACAAGAUGGUGAAGGACAGAAUUACGUUGUCUACUACGCUGACCUUAGCGGAGGUGUUGCCCAAGAACUUCAACUGUACACAGAGGAAGAGUUCUACAUAAUCACUGACCUGAAACCUUAUACUAGAUACGGUCUGCGAGUAGUUGCUAAUAAUGAGAAUGGACCUGGUGCCUCAUCAGGGAAUUUGGAAGCUCGCACAUCACAAUGUAAGCCCUAUGGUUUCCCAGCUAACAUCACAGUAGAAGCAGAUUCAGCAUCAGCUAUCAGGGUCUUAUGGAACCAACCAAUCUUCACUGAACGCAAUGGUCUGAUCACUGGCUACAAACUCAAAUACAGAACAGUUGAUAACGGCAAGCGAACGCAUACACUCAUUAUAGAUGGUGAUGUUAGAUCCUAUACAAUACAAGAUUUAGAGAAGGAGACUGCAUAUGAAAUACGGAUGGCUGCUAGCAACGCUAACGGCACUGGACCAUUCUCAGACUGGGUGCAAAUAGCAACAUUUAAAGAGGAUAAAAAUGAAAACACAGUGCCCCCGAUUCUGUCUUUAUUUAGUGCCAUCCCCUCCUCCAAUAAAAUCGUUGUCACAUGGGCACCCCCAUUUGAAAGCAACAUAAUGAUCCGAGGGUACAUCUUGGGUUAUGGGGCUGGCAUCCCUGAUGCCUUCAUUGAAACCUUCAGUAGUUCAGAAACCCAGUUUACUAUUACUAACCUCAAGCCCAGCACUAUCUAUGUACUCAAACUACGGGCUUUCAACAACGCUGGUGAAGGGAUGUCUUUAUAUAAAGAUGUUGCAACAUCAGUAGCAGGCACCUUGGGGCCUAGCCCAACAAGGACAAUACACGUUACUACAAGAAGUGUCCCAUCCAUGCCAAUGGGACUAAGAGUCGUUGUUACUUCUCCGUAUAGUGCUGUUGCAUCAUGGGUAGACCAAGACUACAUUGGUCAAUCCAUCCCAGCAGGACGGAACUAUACUGUGAGAUAUAGAACCAACUACCCCUCAAACAAAUAUAUGUACAUAAACUCAUCAGACCUGUCCGUAGUUAUUGACAACCUAAAUCCAUUUACGGAGUACCAGUUUGAAGUCAAAGCAUCAGAUAGUGGAGAAGGAGGUGGUCAUAGCCCUUAUGGUCUAGUCACAACUAAUAAGACGUUUGAGUCUGCUCCAGGUUCCCCACCGAGGUCCCUGACUGUAGUUCGUGUUGAAAACUCCUCAACUGCAUUAGGACUAAAUUGGCAACCGCCUAAAAACCCCAAUGGACAAAUAACAGGCUAUACAAUCUAUUACUCCACGACUAAUUCAAACGAUAAGGAAGAAUGGAUUAUGGAUUACAUCACAGGAGAGGACCUGACUAGGACGAUUCAUGGCUUGACGUCAGACACCAUGUAUUACUUUAAGAUUCAAUCUCAUACUAGCCGAGGAGAAGGACCAAUAUCUGAUGUUGUAUCUGCUUCAACACCUACAGCUCUCAUCGUGCCACCUAUACCACCAAUUACAGCUGUGGAAUUUGACCUGAGCGAUGUUCUGAACCAUGAUCAUAAUGAUGAUCAGACACAAGUUCCAUCUGCCGGACCUCCUCUUGCUGCAGCUGGUGCAUUGGGAUUUCCUUGGUGGUUAUGGCUCCUCAUCAUCUUAGCUAUCCUCUUCAUAAUCAUCUUAGCCGUACUCCUCUUACUUUGCUUCAUGUGUGGUUGCUGUGCAUGGUGCGCUCGUUGCUGUCCAUGCUGCGCAGCUUACUGUGAUGACAUCUGCGGCUGUUGUGCACCAAUCUGUGGACCCAUAGCAGCAUGCUUUGCUGGCUGCUGUCCUUGUUGCUGUGAAGAUGAAGAUGGUUGUGCAAAGUGUUGGUUGAAGUUCUGCUGCGGUGCAUCAGCGUGUGUCUGCUGUGGUCAGGCAUACAGGGAAAGAAAGAAAGCAAAGGGAUCUGCCAACCUAACCGGUUACCACGCAGUAUCCCAGAAUGGUAAAGCAGUAGGCAGUACACCAGUGCCUCCUGAUCUAUGGAUUAAUCAUGAAGGAGUUGAAAUGAAAGUUGACGGCAAGAAGACUGGAAUGACUCUCUCUCCAAUCAAUGCUAAGUCUAGUGAGAGAGAAAUGUUGAACCAAGGAAAAGGAGUAGAUCAGCAGCGAGAAGGGACCCAAGAGACGUCUUUCACCCAGUCCGCUGUGCAGAACCAGCAAGAGCACUACAAUGCUUCAGGAGAGUUGGCUAAUGGUCACGCCUCGUCGUUAGUAACUACCGGUACAUUGGGAAGAGGGUCAAGAGAAUCACAGAUCCACGUGAGUAGUGAGGAUCAAGUACAUGCCAGUCAGAGACAGAGUCAAUAUGAAACACCAACCUUGAUAUCAGCUGCGUCUCAUCGGUCAUCUUUGGAUUCAGCUCGUCCUGUCACGUUGUCUUCUUCACCUCGCAUGGAGAACCUUUCUGAGUUUGUGACUCAAUCAGAGGUUCAUAGCAGUUCAGUUUCAGCAGCCAAACCAUCUACCUCGGAGUACCAGUCUGACUCCUUGAUUCAUUCAGAGAUUCAGAAUGAUGAUGUUAUCAAUUCAGAUGAAGCUGGUCGUACCUCACCACGCUAUGCCACAUGGGGUGCUAAAGCCAACCUCAAUGAUCAACAAAAGUCCAGCAGUGUCAACUACAACUCAACCAACAUCCACGUUGAGGACGUAAGGAACAACUACACUGCUAAUGAUAGUUUCUCCACACUGCGUGGUAAUGGGCACCAGGGAAGCCGUGGAGAGGCCUAUAACACACUGGAUAGACAGGCAUCUCAUAACAACGCUUACUCUGCUGAUAAUCAGAUCAUUACGUUCCCAGAGACGGCUGGCGGACCUCAACCCUUCACUAUCACCUUUGAAGAGACGACUACUUCCCAUAAUGUGGAGAAGUCUGUACCUUUACCGGAUGGCACAAACUUCAAGACGUCUUCCAGUCAUCAAACCUUUGCUAAAUCUUACAGCACCUCAGAUGCAUCUCAAGAUCAGAAUCUUCAAGCAAUGUUACAAGGAGGAUUGGAGAAUGGACCUCUGGCAAUAGAAAUACCCAAUUCUAAUAACACCCUACCAGCCAUUACCGCUGCUCCUAUGUUCCGUUCCGGUAGUUUCAACCCCAUCCCUCAGGACAGUCCUUCCUCCAUUACAUCUCAUGCUAAUAGCCGCUCUCCUCCAAUGACCAACUACAACUUCACUAACUCAGAAAACAACUCAUCUCAGACGCAAUCUAGCGGUUAUACCAGCGCUGGUAACACAAGAGGGCGUGCUUCAAGUAUUGGUGCAUCAUCUAUUGAUAGUAUGGGUUAUCGGGGAAGGCGUGGCUCAGAAAAUUACAACAGUGAAUAUAAGAGCAGUGUACAGGGGACUUCGCCGAUAAACAUCCCCCCGCCAAACCCAACCUCUGCAUAUUCUUCAAGCUUCCAAGACUAUGCUUCUUUGAGAAGGGAAGAAACUGACAAGGGAUAUGGAUUGGGUCGAUCAGCAUCUGACCUUUACAACGGGUCAUCUGGUAUAGGGAUGAGUAAACCUAGAGCAGGAUUCAACACCAUUGACCGCUCAGCUGGAUUCAACACCAUUGACCGCUCAGCUGGAUUCAGUACUGACAGUGCUUAUGGAAGUCCAACUCAUGGUUCUGGGUUCACACUCCCUAGCCGGACAGGUGGUUUGACCGUGCCAGAGUACCGCCCCAGCAACUCUUACCAAUCCAGUGCUUUCCAGAACUCUUCCGAAUCUCAAUCUUUUGGUUCCUAUGGCAACGGUCAGCGUUCUGGUAGCCAAUCUCAGGUCUCCUACAAUAAUAACAAUGCCUCAAUACCUAGACAGGUGGUAGAGGUUGAUCAUGCUGAAGUACAAACACCAGAGAGGUUUACAAGCAAAUCAGAUCUCCUGCAGUCAUCUUCCUACACAUCACCUAGCAUUCCAGAAUUCACAGCUAGACCGCUAAGACGCUCGAUGUCUGUUGAUCAUGAAUUCGGUCUUGAGACUAGCGAUAAUUUCUGGAACAGCGGCAGUAAUACUAACCUCUCAAGUUAUCAUCGAGAGACAAAAGAAUCAAGAGAAAGUACCCGAGGGGUUGAUUCUGGUGCUUCAGAGUCACAACGAGGGCGCUCUCGCUUCGUUGGGGAAAACACCUACGGAGGAGUCAGCUCAAGAUCUCGGUCACUUGAUAGGUUUGGGGAACGUGAAGAAAAAUUGUCACGACCUCAAAUCAACAAGAACAAUCCACAAAACCAACGUCACAUGUCACCCGUUGGAGGUUAUGAUUAUCACGCAUCGUCCCCACGACAACAUCAAAUGGAUCGUCCUGCAUACAUGUAUAAUACCAACACAACAUCAUCAGGUUACCAUAGCGAUACUAACACAACAAGUUCCCAUGAUGAUGGUUCGAGUACCCAAGGGUCGACAUCCAGGGCUGGGAACCCACUUUCAAGUUUUAGUGUCCCUGGCCCACCUCCUAACUACCAAGCUGCAAGAGUUAAGAUUCAAGCCCCAAGCUACAGUCCAUUGAAGCGUAACACCCAGCCUGGUGUGGCUAGAGUACGAGCUCAACCAUUGCCUGUAGUCACCCCUAGAGCUCCUGAUGUGACGUACAGAGGUAUUGGUGAUGGUACUAGCCCAGGGGUGAGUUUAUAUCAGGAGUCGACCAAUCGUUCCUUCAGUACUGAAGAUCUUAAUACUGAAAUGUUGAACCUUGAGGGACUGAUGAAGGACCUGAACGCUAUCACAGCAUCGGAACUACAGAGUUAAAGACCCCCCCCCCCCCCCCCCC
Asterias rubens (European starfish) is the source of this 6371-nucleotide messenger RNA. RefSeq names its product neogenin-like. The record is from RefSeq and is a predicted model, not a curated record. NCBI's taxonomy places the organism in Eukaryota, Metazoa, Echinodermata, Asteroidea, Forcipulatida, Asteriidae. Gene Ontology annotation, biological process: axon guidance; cell-cell adhesion. The transcript is spliced from 35 exons. Gene Ontology annotation, molecular function: protein binding. Bases 167 to 6349 code for a protein of 2060 amino acids. Gene Ontology annotation, cellular component: axon; plasma membrane.